UGAUGCGCUGCGUUUUUGUCAUCAAAGUGCCUCUUCCAGCUGACAGGAGGCGCUAGAGGUUAAGUUUUAUAUAAGACACGGAAGCACACAAUACAAUAGCGUAAAAGCACGCAGCGAGGUAUUCAGACAUGGUUGUGCAAAUAAAAGUUGAAUACUGUGGUGGAUGAGGGUACGAGCCCCGCUUUCAGGAGCUCAAGCGGGUCGUCACUGCUGAGUUCACUGAUGCGGAUGUGAGUGGCUUCGUCGGUCGCCAAGGGAGCUUUGAGAUCGAGAUCAAUGGAAAACUGAUUUUCUCAAAGCUGGAAACCAGUGGCUUCCCCUAUGAAGAUGAUAUUAUGGAUGCUAUCCAAAGAGCCUACGAUGGCCAGCCGGUGGAGAAGAUCACCAAGAGCCAGCCUCCUUGUGUCAUCCUCUAAAGUUUCACCUCCUAACCCUUCACUUUUGGCUCUCAAGACACCUGAAUCACUCCUUGGAGAAGUCUAAAAUGUCAAGAUUUUGAACGGUUCUGUUUUAAAAGCAAGUGUUUUGGUGCAGGAUCCUUAAAUGUCCCCUUCUCUUCGCUCCUCCUUUCUGGGUGCUGGACCUAAAUGAUUACCGUAACUCUAAAGUGAGCAGUUAUGGUAUGAGGCCUGCAGUCUGUUCAUCCUUUAAGCGGGAGGAGAAAGAUGAGGGGACGGUGAGGAGGAGGCCAAUGGAAGGGUUAAAGGGAUAGUUCACCCAAAAAUAAAAACUCUGUCAUCAUUUACUCACCCUCAUGUCGUUCCAAAACUGUUUGAGUUUCUUUCUUCUGUUGAACACAAAGGAAGAUAUUUUGAAGAAUGUUGGUAACCA
This is a messenger RNA of Megalobrama amblycephala (Wuchang bream), 831 nucleotides long. RefSeq names its product selenoprotein W, 2a (gene mien1). The record is from RefSeq and is a predicted model, not a curated record. Lineage: Eukaryota; Metazoa; Chordata; Actinopteri; Cypriniformes; Xenocyprididae. Gene Ontology annotation, biological process: negative regulation of apoptotic process; positive regulation of filopodium assembly. The transcript has 4 exons.